This is a messenger RNA of Athalia rosae (coleseed sawfly), 2397 nucleotides long. It is a transcript of the gene Nasp, whose product is annotated as histone-binding protein N1/N2. Gene Ontology annotation, biological process: CENP-A containing chromatin assembly; DNA replication-dependent chromatin assembly. Bases 463 to 1986 code for a protein of 507 amino acids. The transcript has 3 exons. Gene Ontology annotation, cellular component: nucleoplasm. The record is from RefSeq and is a predicted model, not a curated record. NCBI's taxonomy places the organism in Eukaryota, Metazoa, Arthropoda, Insecta, Hymenoptera, Athaliidae. Gene Ontology annotation, molecular function: histone binding.
UCCAAUUUACAGUAAAACCUGCCAAUUUUAAUGUAACGAGUGAUUCGUUCUGAGAUCAAUUAUCAUCUCAUGUACAGCAUCAGCUGAGGUAAAUUUAGAUAUUCUUUGGAAGCAUCACUGUACAUUCAAUUGAUCAGCACGAAAAGAGGCCAGGUAUUUUUUGGCGGCAACGGAUCUGCGCAUGCUCUGGCCAUUGCGCAUAUGCGCAGAUCACCGGUGUUUCGUCCCAACAUCACAUUGUACGGUACGUUCUGGAGUCCGGUCUGGCGGUUGGAGAAUUUUAACCUAACGGUUGUUGGAGAAUUUGCAGUGGACAUUUUACAUCGGCCAACUAUUCCCGAGCCGACUUAUUCCCAACGUGUUUAUACCCCAUCGGAUUUUCGUUGAUCUGCAACAUUGAGGAGGCUAAAAAAUUGGGCAUUCAGAGGUGUGGAAUUGGAAUAAAGGAGGAUACACAUCGAGAUGGCUGACGUAGCAGAUAACGUAAUCUUCACCGACCCCAUAGCAGCCAUAUCCCAGGGUAAACGUCACCUCUUGGUUCGUGAUUAUGGAAUGGCAGUGACUGCUCUUGCUCAGGCCUGCGAACUCCUCGCACAAAAGCACGGAGACACCGCCGAUGAACUGGGAGAACCCUAUCUCUUGUACGGCAGAGCUCUGCUCGCUUUGGCCAGAGAAGAAACUGGAGUAUUGGGCGGUGCAGUUCCUGGUUCCGAUGAGAUCGAGGCUGAAGAGGAACAUGACGAAGAUGAGGAUAAUGCAAAUGACGAAAAGGAAACUGAUUACGAAGCUGACGACGACGAACCCGUAGCCAAGAAAUCCAACGGUGCUGCUACUGACGCCGAGAAGGAAGCUCUAGCAAAUAACGAAGCUAGCGCAAAAGCAGAUUCUUCGACAAAACCUGAAGGCAGUGAUUCGAAAAUACCCAAGGCGGACUCUAGUUCUGGAAUCGCUGAUCAACACGAUAAAACUUCGGAGGAUGACAAAAAAACGGCUGAUAGCCCAGCAUUAAAGAAUAGUGCGGAAGAGAAAGUGGAAUCAACAUCUUCGGACGACAAAGCAACCAAGAACGAAGCUGUAAGAGAGGGCGUCUCAAAAAAAGGUGAUGCAGCCAACGAAGUCGAGGCGGCAGAUGCGAAACCCGAGGGAGCAGAGUCUAAAGAAAAGAUUGGAGCCAGCGAACUUGCAUUUGCGUCGACAUCUGGUCACGCAGCAGAAAAAGUCACACAAAACGGUGAUGGAUCAGCAAACGAGGAAGAUGACGUAGAGGAUGAUCCGAAGGAAGAAGAUGAAGAGGACAUUAACAAUUUGCAGCUUGCCUGGGAAGUCUUGGAAUCAGCAAAAUUGAUUCUACUUAAACGUGGUCCACCCGGAUGGAAACAUUUGGCAGAAGCUCACAGAUUGCUCGGGGAAGUUGGCAUGGAGAGCGGCAACCAGCAAGGAGCAUUGACCGACUUGCAAGCAUGUUUGGACCUUCUGGCCAAAGUUGAACCUUGUGAUCCGAGAGCUAUCGCUGAAACAUACUAUCAGCUCGGAUUAGCUUAUUCAUUAGCCAACGAGUUCGACGCAAGCAUCGAGCAGUUUAAGGAAGCAACGUCGCUCCUGCAAGCCCACAUUCAGCAAUUGAACGAGUCUAAAGAUUCCCGCAAAAACGAUGAUCCUUUCUACACCGUGGAGGGAGAAAUCCAAGAACUGAAGGAACUGCUACCGGAAAUUGAAGAGAAGAUCGCAGAUAUUACAGAUUUCAAAGCAGCAGCGUGCAAAGCUAUGGUAGAAGGAAUAAAGAAUAAAGUAGCCGCUGGUUAUAUUCCAAAUGGUGCAGGACCAAGCAGCGACGGUGCCAGUUCAAGCACUGCAGAAACAAGCUCCGUCAAUCAAAAAUCCGCUACCGACAUAUCGCAUCUGGUGCGUAAGAAACGUAAAAUAGACGAGCCUGACAAUUCAACGGAAUCGCCGAGCAAGAAGUCUACGCCUGAAAAACCUGUCUAACUGUCGGUAAGUUGUUAUGUCAUUAAAAAUGCAACAUUACAUAAGUUUUACAAACCAUUCAGAUCCCAACGAAAUAUUCCUUUUUUUGUGUUAAAAUUUUUUAAUUUCUCAACGACAUAAAUAUUCCUUCUUUUGUGUUAGAAUUUUUUGUUUUUUCAAUGUCAUAAGUAACGUCCAUCUUUCCAAUACGUUUUGUUAUUUUUAUUAUUUUUUUUCUUCUCGUUGGUCAUGUGUUUUAAUCGUAUCUUAUUUAUUACUCAUUUAACUAGAAUGAAAAUUCUUGAUACUGUUCAGUUAUUUUAAAAGCUUGUUCUAGCUGCUCAUCACGACUUUGUAUAUUAUAUAAAACUACAUAAGGCUGUAAUUAAUAAGUUAGAUCUUGGUAAAUAAAAAAUCGAUGGUUUUCUAUAA